Pundamilia nyererei is the source of this 3175-nucleotide messenger RNA. RefSeq names its product WD repeat domain 36 (gene wdr36). Gene Ontology annotation, molecular function: protein binding. Lineage: Eukaryota; Metazoa; Chordata; Actinopteri; Cichliformes; Cichlidae. The transcript is spliced from 22 exons. Gene Ontology annotation, cellular component: small-subunit processome; Pwp2p-containing subcomplex of 90S preribosome. Bases 187 to 2856 code for a protein of 889 amino acids. Gene Ontology annotation, biological process: rRNA processing. The record is from RefSeq and is a predicted model, not a curated record.
CAGGUGGCGGCACUGAGCCGAAGCGGAACCUUGCUGAGUGGGCGGGAUGUGUUUCCUGCCGGACUUGAUUCCUCGUGGCUCCUUCGUGUGUGUUUUCUCUGCGGCUCCUCGCGGUGCCUGCUGUUUACCUGUGUCUCCCUGUCUAUUCGGUGCUCUCUCAGGUGUGCUGUUCUCCGGUGAGCGGACAUGCCGGCCGGCGGCAGCUCUUUGUUCUCCGGUUUCCGGGUCCUGGGACUUUAUUCCAACCACGUGCCGCACGCGCUCCGGUACCACUUGAAGCACCGGGAGUCCUAUGUGGUGACGGCGGUCGGACGGAGCUUCCACACGUUCAACGUGAACAGGUUGGGGAUCGUUGCUGUCAGUAACAGCCUACCAGAUGAAAUCACCUGUUUGGCAGCCGACAGGAUGUUGGUGUUCGCCGCUACCGGACGGCUCAUCAGCACCUUUGCCAGGAACAAAGAGGUGGUGAUGCAUUACAACGGUCAUGAACAGGAAGUGCGCCUGCUGCUGCCUCUGGGUGAUCAGCUGAUCUCUGCUGACAGCGGCGGUGAUGUCAUCGUGUGGGAUGUCCAGAGUGGGGAGGUGUACCUGCGGCUGCACUUUGACCCAUCAACCUUUGACGUAUCGGCCAUGAUGCACCCGAGCACCUACCUGAACAAGGUGCUCCUGGGGAGCUCCCAGGGUGCACUGCAGCUCUGGAACAUCAAGACCAGUAAGCUGCUCUUCACGUUUGCUGGCUGGUCGGCAGGAGUCACAGUUCUGCAGCAGAGUCCUGCGGUGGAUGUGGUUGGUGUUGGCACCGCAACAGGUCGCAUCAUUAUUCACAACAUCCGACUGGACGAGACAUUGAUGAGCUUCACACAGGACUGGGGACCAAUCACAUCGCUCUCUUUCAGAACAGACGGCCCUCCCAUUGUGGCGUCCGGCAGUCCUCAGGGCCACAUUGCAUUCUGGGAUUUAGAACGUCACCAGCUCGUCACUCAGCACAGACACGCCCACAGAACGUCCAUCGCCGGGGCAACGUUCCUGCAAGGAGAGCCGAUAUUGGUUACCAACGGCGCCGACAACGCCAUCAAGGUGUGGAUUUUUGAUCAGGAAGGAGGCGGAGCCAGACUGUUAAGGAUCCGUCAGGGACACAGCGCCCCGCCCACCACCAUUCAUCACCAUGGCAAUGACGGAAAAAACAUCCUAAGUGCAGGUCAGGAUGGGACACUGCAGUCUUUCUCCACCGUCCACGAGCGCUUCAACAAGAACCUGGGUCAUGGCUCUGUUAACAAAAAAAAGGAAAAGAAGAAGAAGAAAGGACUGACGUAUGAGGAACUGCGACUUCCUGCCAUCACAGCGUUCUCCUCCUCUGUCACUCGUCAGUCAGACUGGGACGGCAUCGUCGCAUGUCAUCGUGAUCGCAUAGCAACAACCACAUGGAACUACCAGAGGUGCACGAUGGGAGCGCACCAUCUGCAACCACCAGGCUCACGGAGGGGUGCCAUCGCUACGGCUGUUGACAUCACUUCCUGUGGUAACUUUGUUGUAAUUGGGUCAUCUUGUGGCCGCGUGGACGUCUACAACCUGCAGUCCGGACUGCAUCGGGGUUGCUACGGUGACGAUGAGAAAGCUCACAAUGGUGUGGUGCGAGGCAUCGCCACGGAUACCCUGAACCAGCUGACCCUUACCACAGGCUCUGAUUGGCUGCUGAAAUUCUGGCGCUUCAAAUCGAAGAAGCUGGAAGAAGAGAUGAAACUAAACCAUGCGCCGGCUAGCAUGAAGCUACACAGGGAAAGUGGGAUGCUAGCAUUAGCACUGGAUGACUUCACUCUGGUGGUUGUCGACAUAGAAACCAGAAGAGUCGUUAGGAAAUUUGCAGGUCACCACGGCAACAUCAACGACAUGACAUUCAGCCCUGAUGGCCGAUGGCUGGUUACUGUGGCAAUGGACUGUACCAUCCGUGCCUGGGACCUCCCCUCUGGAAGUCUAGUCGACUGUUUCCUGGUUGCCACGGCGCCAGUGAGCGUGUCCUUGUCCCCGACAGGUGACUUCCUCGCAACAGCUCACGUUGACAGUCUGGGCCUCUACCUCUGGACCAAUAAGAGCCUGUGUGGGCCUGUGGGGCUCCGCCCCCUCCCAGCUGACUACCAACCAGUUGUGGAGACUUUACCGGGCGUCACGGUGGAGGAGACAGAACAGGAGGUGAAUUCUGAGGAGGAGGAGGAGGAGGAUGUCUAUCAGUCAGCUGAACAACUGGGGGCGGAGCUUGUAACUUUGUCUCUGCUGCCAGAGUCUCGGUGGAAGAGUCUGCUGCACCUCGAUGAAAUCAAGAAAAGGAAUAAACCCGUGGCGGCCCCUGCUGCUCCAGCUGCUGCUCCCUUCUUCCUGCCGACAGUUCCCGGACUCACGCCUCGAUUUGCGACGCAAACACAAACCGAGCACGAAACACAGUCUAAGGUGCUGAACUGGGGCGUGCUCUCUCAGAGGUCAGAGUUCAUCUGCACUCUGGAGUCAGCUCUGACCACGGGAUCAUUUGAUCAGCCGCUGCGUCUCCUGAAGGAUUGUGGGCCAGCGGCGCUCUCUGUUGAGCUCAACUCUCUGGCUCCAGAGGGGGGUGGAGCCAGAGAGCUCCUGCUAGUGUUCAUUCAGAUGAUUGACAGCAUGUUGGCCAGUGGGCGGGACUUUGACCUGGCCCACGCUUACCUGGCGCUCUUCCUAAAGCUCCAUCUUCGCUCUUUAUCACAGGACGCCACCGCCAUGGAAGCUUUGAACCACCUCUUGUCCCGGUUGGAGAAAGGUUGGGCGGAGCUACAAGCAUCAUUUGACCAAUCGUUAUGUCUGCUUUCAUACGCAAAGAGCGCCCUGCUGUGACACACAUACAUACACUUUUUGUAUUCUAAUAAAUUUGUUUUGGAUUCUUCUGUGUUUUUAUUUCAACCAUUCAAUGAAUCUUCUUAAUGAAAGAUUUCAGUGCUGAUGUACUUUUCUUCAUCACUUUCCUAAUGCAUGAUCUCAAUGGCAACAUCUCAAGCUAAAGGAGAAUAAAUGAGAGGUUUGGUGUUUGAACUACACAGUGGAUGUCUGCCUUAUAAAAACUACAAUAUCCAGAAAUUGGACUACAAAAUGCAUACCUUCACUCAAAUGUUUUUACUGAGAUGUUUGAGCAGUUUUUAUAAGCGUGACAUUCAGA